This is a messenger RNA of Rotaria sp. Silwood2, 1119 nucleotides long. Lineage: Eukaryota; Metazoa; Rotifera; Eurotatoria; Philodinida; Philodinidae. The record is from the annotation of a GenBank genome assembly.
AUGGUGUCUGCAGAAAAUAGUUCUCUUGAAUAUUUACGUAGUUUAGUUAACUAUGAUUUAAACUCAAUUUUAUAUGAUGACACAUUAAUUUGUUCAUUAACAAAUAAUACAGAUGUUGGAUCACUUGAAGUUAAAUUAACAAAAACAAAUUAUGGUAAUCUUCAUGAUUGUAUUCAAGUUAUUGCUAAUAGUCAAGCAACUAUUGAUGAUGUUCCUUGUGGAACAACAGUACGAGCAGUUGUGACGAAAGAACUUGUUACUGUACAACAAGAGCAUACAGAAUAUGUCAAAUUGCCAAGUCCUAUUACACGAAUCGUUGAUUUUAUUUCAGAGUCAACAGAUUAUGUUAUUACAAUAACUAAUGAAGAAGGAAAAAAAAAAACAACAGAAACAAAACGUAUUCCAAAAAAUCAAGCGCAUGGACUUAUUUUAGAAGGUAAAAAAAUAUUAAUUUUUUUUACUUGGCUUCAUAUGAUUAUGUAUUAUACACUAGGCGCUAAUCUUAUACUUCAACGUUUAAUGAUUCAACGUAAUAUGCCAGAAAAAGUCACAUUACUUUCACUUGAUUCAUCAUCUGAAUUAAGUCGUAAUGUUUAUACAUCACUCGGUCCACAACAAGUUAAUAUCAAUGGAAAAGAUGUUGAAGCAUGGGGUAUACAAAGACAAAUAUUUGAAACAAAACCAAAUGCAUUACCAGUUGCAUGGCAAAGUUAUUUUAGUACUGAUGGACAUCUCAUCUCUCGAUAUCAAGUUGGUUCACCGAUUAAAAUGAAAACAAGAACAUUACCGACAGCAGAAGAAUUCGAUGAAUAUUUACCUAAACCAGAAAUUCCUAAAAAACAAAUUAAAUGGGAAGAUGAUUUAGAACUACGGUCGAGAUUUAUCGAUCGACGUGAAGAAUUAAUCGAUGAUUACAAGUCUUAUAUUUAUCAUCAUCCGGAUAUAAAUGCACUUUUAUCCGAUUUUCUUCAAUCAGUUUUAGUUAUGAAACCUGAAAAUAUAAUCGAAUAUGCAACCGAAUUUUUCGCUCCGUUUAAUAAUCAAACAGCUGAUCGUUCGUUAUUUCGUUUUGCUGAUGAAAAAAUUCCUGUGCCAAAAUCAAAUAUAUCUUUAAAAUAA